CUUCAGCUCCAAAGCCCACGACGAAUCAGCAUAACAUGCGUCUAUCUCAAGUCCUCCUGGUGAUUGCGGCCGCUAUGCUCGCUGCUAGCGAUGCUCUAUCGGACUCUGAUGUGGCUUCUAUCUCCAAGGGGGCUUUGCCCAGUGGCCCAAGCCAGCGGCUGCUGAGGACCCACCACGCCUACGACACUACCGCUGAUACAGAAGAACGAGCUGCCCCUCUCGAGAGAAUCAAUUCGCUGGCUAAAAAAUUUGAUAUUGACCUUAAGAGAGCCAAGGAGCCUGGAUAUAUGGCGUCCAUAAAUGCGGACGUACUAGAAAGAUACCAGGCUGCACUCAGCAAGUUACACAAGAAGUUCAAGACGAAAAAGGCACCGCUGUACAGUGAAGAUCACUUCUAAGAUGGCUUUGCUGCCCAAGUAAGCCGGAGUGACUCUAGAACAAGCAACAUGUCGAUUCGUACUGAUUUAGAUUAGCACGUUUGUUUUCGUUAUACCUAAAAAUCAGCAUUUUCUUUCUUUUGCCGUUAUUGAAUA
This is a messenger RNA of Phytophthora nicotianae INRA-310, 533 nucleotides long. RefSeq lists its product as hypothetical. The record is from RefSeq and is a predicted model, not a curated record. Lineage: Eukaryota; Oomycota; Peronosporomycetes; Peronosporales; Peronosporaceae. Bases 36 to 398 code for a protein of 120 amino acids. The transcript has a single exon.